GGUGGCUGCUGAUGCCGGGGUCCGGAGGCAUGGCGGGGGCGGGGCGGGGGGAGGUGUGCACGGAGCAGGCUAGGGCGACCCUUGCCCUGGCCCUAUGAGCCAGGACCCUACAGAUAUGUUAUAAUGGAUCAUCAUGUUUCCACGAUUAAACCUCGAAGAAUCCAAAACCAGAAUGUCAUUCACCGCUUAGAACGCCGGCGCAUCAGUUCAGGCAAGGCCGGAACCCACUGGCAUCAGGUCCGAGUGUUCCACCAAAAUGUCUUCCCCAACUUCACAGUUGUCAAUGUCGAAAAGCCUCCUUGUUUCUUGCGUAAAUUCUCACCUGAUGGCCGCUACUUCAUUGCUUUUUCCUCUGACCAGACGUCACUUGAAAUCUAUGAGUACCAGGGCUGUCAGGCAGCAGAGGACCUCUUGCAGGGCUAUGAAGGGGAGAUCUUGUCUAACGGCAACGACCAGGGGUCAGUCAGCAUCCGAGGCCGGCUCUUCGAGCGCUUUUUUGUCCUGCUGCACAUUACCAACGUAGCGGCCAAUGGUGAGCACUUGAACCGGGAGUGCAGCCUCUUCACUGAUGACUGCCGGUGUGUUAUCGUGGGCUCCGCUGCCUACCUCCCAGAUGAGCCUCACCCUCCUUUUUAUGAGGUGUAUCGGAACAGUGAAUCAGUGACCCCCAAUCCACGAUCCCCGCUCGAGGACUAUUCCCUCCACAUCAUUGACCUUCACACUGGCCGUUUGUGCGACACACGCACAUUCAAGUGUGACAAAGUCGUCUUGUCACAUAACCAAGGGCUUUACUUGUACAAAAACAUCCUGGCCAUAUUGUCUGUGCAGCAGCAGACCAUUCAUGUCUUCCAGGUGACUCCUGAAGGCACAUUUAUUGACGUUCGGACCAUUGGUCGCUUCUGCUAUGAGGAUGACCUGCUCACCGUGUCGGCUGUUUUCCCCGAGGUGCAGCGGGACAGCCAGACAGGCAUGGCCAACCCUUUUCGGGACCCUUUCAUCAACUCCUUGAAGCACCGGUUGCUGGUUUAUCUGUGGCGCAGGGCGGAACAGGAUGGUAGUGCAAUGGCGAAGAGGCGCUUCUUCCAGUACUUUGACCAACUGCGACAGCUGCGCAUGUGGAAGAUGCAGCUCCUGGACGAGAGCCAUCUGUUCAUCAAGUACACCAGUGAGGACGUGGUGACGCUGCGGGUCACGGAUCCCUCUCAGGCGUCCUUCUUUGUGGUGUACAACAUGGUGACAACAGAGGUGAUUGCAGUGUUCGAGAACACGUCCGAUGAGCUGCUGGGGCUCUUUGAGAACUUCUGUGACCUCUUUCGCAAUGCCACCCUGCACAGCGAAGUCCAGUUCCCUUGCUCAGCUUCUAGCAACAAUUUUGCAAGGCAGAUCCAGCGCCGGUUCAAAGACACGAUUAUAAAUGCCAAGUAUGGAGGGCACACGGAGGCUGUGCGCCGGCUACUAGGCCAGCUCCCCAUCAGUGCUCAGUCUUACAGUGGGAGCCCCUACCUGGAUUUGUCUCUCUUCAGCUACGAUGACAAGUGGGUGUCAGUCAUGGAGCGACCCAAGACUUGUGGAGAUCACCCGAUCAGGUUCUAUGCCCGGGACUCUGGCUUGCUGAAGUUUGAGAUCCAGGCGGGCUUGCUGGGCCGCCCCAUCAACCACACAGUGAGACGCCUCGUUGCCUUCACCUUUCAUCCCUUUGAGCCUUUUGCCAUUUCUGUACAGAGGACUAACGCAGAGUAUGUUGUCAACUUCCACAUGCGACACUGCUGCACCUAGCUGCCUCACCACAACCCCUGCUUUACUCAAUGGAUGUCAGAGCAAAAGCU
Molecule: messenger RNA, 1826 nt
Organism: Acomys russatus (golden spiny mouse)
Lineage: Eukaryota; Metazoa; Chordata; Mammalia; Rodentia; Muridae
Gene: Det1
Product: DET1 partner of COP1 E3 ubiquitin ligase
Exons: 5
Coding region: 124-1776 (550 amino acids)
Biological process (GO): protein ubiquitination; positive regulation of proteasomal ubiquitin-dependent protein catabolic process
Cellular component (GO): cullin-RING ubiquitin ligase complex; nucleus
Molecular function (GO): ubiquitin-like ligase-substrate adaptor activity; ubiquitin protein ligase binding
Source: RefSeq, a predicted model, not a curated record